AUGCCUGACCACGAGGACGAUCUCGCUGCCACCAAGACCGAGGGCUUCAAGGUCGGCGAGAAGAAGACUCUGGAGGAGUACCAGGAGCUGGACAAAAAUGACGAGUCCCUAAACCGCUGGAAAGCCUCCCUGGGCCUCAACACGGGCACACCAAUCGGCGACCCCAACGACCCCCGCAAGUGCAUUAUCAAGUCCCUAGCGUUGGAAGUGCGGGACCGCCCCGACGUGGUGAUCGACGUGUCCAGCGACGGAGCGUUGGCAGACCUCAAGAACAAGCCGUUCACCAUCAAAGAGGGCGCGCAGUUCCGCAUCAAGGUCGUCUUCCAGGUGCACCAUGAGGUGCUGAGUGGGCUUAAGUAUCUGCAGGUGGUGAAGCGGAAGGGGAUCCGUGUUUCCAAGGAUGAGGAGAUGUUGGGGAGCUAUGCGCCGAAUACGACUGAUAAGCAGACGUAUGAGAAGAAGUUCAAUGAGGAGGAGGCGCCCUCCGGUAUGAUGGCCCGUGGCCACUACAAUGCCGUGUCCAAGUUCCUCGACGAUGACGAUCACACCCACCUGCAGUUUGAAUGGUCGUUCGACAUUGCCAAGAACUGGUAG
Messenger RNA from Penicillium lagena, 594 nucleotides. RefSeq names its product rho GDP-dissociation inhibitor. Lineage: Eukaryota; Fungi; Ascomycota; Eurotiomycetes; Eurotiales; Aspergillaceae. The coding region runs from base 1 to 594 and encodes 197 amino acids. Gene Ontology annotation, biological process: Rho protein signal transduction. Gene Ontology annotation, cellular component: membrane; cytoplasm; cytosol. The record is from RefSeq and is a predicted model, not a curated record. Gene Ontology annotation, molecular function: Rho GDP-dissociation inhibitor activity; protein binding. The transcript is spliced from 3 exons.